AUGAACACGGACGGGCAGAACAGGAACGUCGGCGGGAUGGCCGGCGCCAACACAGGCGACGUGGACGCGGUGGCCGCAGCCACGGCAGUGUCGGCCAUUGGGUCGAGCGAAAACGUCAACAACAACAGCAGCAACGGCAAGGCCGGUGGAGGCGGGAACGAGGGGAAGACGAACGCGUCGGCGGUGGACGACUCGCUGGUGGACCCGGAGUUGAACCAGCAGUCGACGGACGAGCGGGCGAAGGCGGAGGACAACGACGACGACGACGACGACCAGAUCAACCAGAUCGAGGACGACAACGACAACAUCGUGGCGGCUGCUGCCGCUGCGGCGGCGUCGAACGACAUGAACUACCUGGCCAACAUGCAUGCGGUGGAGAACCACAUGCAGAACGUGCUGGGUAACGCCGGCGCACAGGGCGGGGCCGGGCCUGACGGGCCCGGUCCGGGGGCCAGCGUUGGCGGCCACGGCAUGCUGCAUGCGAACGCACAGGGUGCGCCGAGGAAGGACAUCGAGAUGGGCGGCAGCGGGCACGACGCGAACGACGCCGACUACAACGACGACGGCGACGACGACGACGACGACGACGACAACAAGCUCUCGUCGAAGACGGCCAUCGACGCCGUCGUGGAGUCCAGCAAAGUGAAGAAGUCCGUCUCCAACACCAAACGCGCAGCUCAGAACAGAGCCGCUCAGCGGGCGUUCCGCCAAAGACGCAAGACCAGAAUCGAGCAGCUGGAGAACGUCGAGCUGCUCUACAAGGCGGCCCUGCAGGACGUCGAGCGCUUGCAGGCGGAAAACGACGCCUUGAAGAAGAAGUUGACCGAGAUCAACUCCAAGUAG
Pichia membranifaciens NRRL Y-2026 is the source of this 843-nucleotide messenger RNA. RefSeq lists its product as hypothetical. Gene Ontology annotation, cellular component: RNA polymerase II transcription regulator complex. NCBI's taxonomy places the organism in Eukaryota, Fungi, Ascomycota, Pichiomycetes, Pichiales, Pichiaceae. The record is from RefSeq and is a predicted model, not a curated record. Gene Ontology annotation, molecular function: DNA-binding transcription activator activity, RNA polymerase II-specific; transcription cis-regulatory region binding. The coding region runs from base 1 to 843 and encodes 280 amino acids. The transcript has a single exon.